Lachancea lanzarotensis is the source of this 1518-nucleotide messenger RNA. RefSeq names its product LALA0S07e00254g1_1 (gene MCX1). NCBI's taxonomy places the organism in Eukaryota, Fungi, Ascomycota, Saccharomycetes, Saccharomycetales, Saccharomycetaceae. Gene Ontology annotation, cellular component: mitochondrial matrix. The coding region runs from base 1 to 1518 and encodes 505 amino acids. The transcript has a single exon. The record is from RefSeq and is a predicted model, not a curated record. Gene Ontology annotation, biological process: protein catabolic process; proteolysis. Gene Ontology annotation, molecular function: ATP hydrolysis activity; ATP binding.
AUGAUUAGAAUCGGGUGGAGGUUUUCCAAACCAUCGCAGCUUGUGAGGACCAUCGCUAACAAGAAUAGCGCAUUUGCUUCUAAACAAAUACCUUCACCUAAGGAACUUCGACAGUUUUUGGAUAAAUACGUGGUUGGACAAGAUGUUGGUAAGAAAGUGAUGAGUGUAGCGGUGUAUAACCACUACUUGAGGGUGAAUGACAAGCAGAAACGUAUAGAAGCCAAGAUGGAGAGCGAGUUGCUGGAGAAACAGCGAAAAAACGAUGAUGAAGACGAACCAAUCUACUCCGGUAGUUCUGAGGCCAAAUCUGGAUACCAGCACUUGCGUCAGCGACUUUCUCUUGAUAUGGACCCGAAGGAUGAAGAUUUGGAGCUCUCGAAAAGUAACGUGUUGUUAGUGGGACCAUCGGGCUCUGGUAAGACGUUGUUGGCAUCGACAUUGGCGCGGGUUCUUGAUGUACCGAUAGCCAUUACAGAUUGUACACAGUUGACACAGGCAGGAUACAUUGGCGAAGACGUGGAGGUGUGCAUUACGAGAUUAUUGGUGGGUGCGGAUUACGAUGUAGCUAAAGCCGAGAGAGGCAUCAUUGUGUUGGAUGAAGUGGACAAAUUGGCGAAACCCGCCGCCAGUAUCGGAACCAAGGAUGUGUCAGGAGAAGGUGUUCAACAAUCGCUUUUGAAGAUGCUCGAAGGCCGCUCUGUCGAGAUCGUAGCCAAAAGGCCCAUCGAGAAAAAAGAAGAUCCCAAAAACAAUCAAGCACUUGCCAAAAAAGAGGAAACGUUUAUUGUAGACACUUCAAACAUUCUCUUCAUUUUGAUGGGUGCUUUUGUAGGUUUGGAUAAGCACAUUGUGAAGAGGAUCAACUCCGCCAGGUCUGAUGCAACUGUGGAUGAUUCAGAGACUAAAAAAGAUGAUCCUCGUCAAUUAAGGUUCAGCAGUACUAUUGAAAAAGUUGAGCUCCCCAAUGGGAAGAAGACAUCCGCUUUGAAUCUAGUUACACCCACAGAUCUGGUGAGCUACGGACUUAUCCCAGAACUUAUCGGAAGAGUUCCAAUAAUAACGGCUUUGGAGCCGCUCGAGAGAUCAGACCUCUACCACAUUCUUCGAGAAUGUAAAAAUGCCUUGAUGCAGCAGUACGAAUACAUUUUCAAGCAAUUCGGAGUUCACUUGUGUGUCACUGAAAAGGCUCUUAUGAAGGUGGCUAGUCUUGCCCAAGAUGAAGGUACUGGUGCUCGAGGAUUGAGAGGCAUCAUGGAACGACUAUUACUCAAUGUAAACUACGAGUGCCCGGGUUCUGGCAUUUCAUAUGUUCUGGUGGACGAACAUGUUGUUAAACUAUUAAAGCAAACUGAACACUCCUUGGCCACACAUGUUGCAGCCAAGUAUUACUCGAGAGGGGAGAGAGAACGAUUCAUCGAAGACGUGUAUAAAGAGGACCCCAAGAAAGGACUAAUUUUGGACAAAAUAUACGGACGAGUGGGCACCCGCGUGCUACAGGGUAAAAAAAGACAUGAGUGA